GAAUGCUAUUCGUGGUUCGAAGUCAAACCAAACACAGCCUAAGGAAUCACUAUAUAAAGGGGGGGUUAGCCAACCUCACUCGGCGAUUGACAAAAGAAAAAACCCGCUCUCUCAGUCUCCGAAUCGAGUGCAACUAGACACCCUUGCGUGCCGCCGCAGUUCCUAGAUCCCGGCCCGUCGAGCCACCAGCAUUAGGUUAAUUUGCCGUCCGUCACCGCCUUCCAGCAGCACCAACCGCCACCGUCAGCCCUCCUUCGCCGCUCGAGCACGAUUUGGCUAUUGAUAGGUUCUAAAAGUAGCCCUUGUAGAAAAUCCCAAUUGUGGAAAUCCACGCCACCAGGUACCAAGCUCAAUGGCGGACUUAGAAAAAUUGCUCCUCGAGGCAGCUGGAAGGACAACCACAUCCGGGAGGAACCGCCAUUCAUCUCCACCGUCUAGAAGGCGGCGAAAAGGCUCAUAUUCCGACGAUGGAAGUGACUCGAAAAACGAAGAAUCUGACGGCGACCGAGGCUAUACAAAUAGAAAGCCAUCAGGCUCGCAGGUGCCUCUCAAGAAGAGGCUGGAUGCCACCGAUAGAGACGAAGAUCGUAGCAGUCAAGAAGGUGAUGAGGAUGAGUAUGAUCAUGACCGUGACAGUGAUAACGAUUCUGUUGGUAGUGACCUGUACAAGGACGAAGAUGAUAGGGAAAAACUUUCGAAGCUCACAGAGCUCGAACGGGAAAUGAUACUCGAAGCCCGUGCGACAAAGAGAAGUGACCGAGAUUUGACCGAGAAAUUGAAAAAGAGAAAGGGCCAAGACAGGAAAGGCAGUAGUCCGCCGAAGACGCACACACGUAACAUGCGGUCGAAAGCUCAAAGAGCUGGCGCGUUGGACGAGUUGGUAAAACGGAGAAGGGAUGCAGCCAAGGGGGGGUCCGGCGGCCGAUACUCACCUGUGAAGAGGAGAUCUUUUGCUGCUGCUGCCGCCACCACCACCGCCUUAAGCAGCCCUAGCAGGAGCGACAGUGGGUCCCACAGCGACGAUGGUGACUCGACAGGUGAUGGUGGACUGGGUGAUAGUGACGACGAUAAGGUAUCGUCCAAGGUGCCUACUUUUGAAGACAUCAAGGAAAUCACAAUUCGGAGGUCGAAACUGUCAAAAUGGUUUAUGGAGCCCUUUUUCGACGAAUUGAUUGUUGGUUGCUUUGUUAGGGUUGGAAUUGGGAAAUCGAGAUCCGGAUCAAUCUACAGGCUCUGCGUUGUACGUAAUGUGGAUGCCACUGACCCUGAUAGGAAGUACAAGCUGGACAACAAAACCACGUCCAAGUGGCUGAAUGUGGUUUGGGGUAGCGAGAGCUCUGCCGCCAGGUGGCAGAUGGCGAUGGUUUCCGAUUCCGCCCCUCAGAGGGAGGAGUUCGAUCAGUGGGUUAAGGAGGUGGAACGGAAUGGGGGCCACAUGCCCACGAAGCAGGAGGUGAUGGAGAAACGGGAUGCCAUACAAAGGACAAACACGUUCGUCUACUCAGCAGCCACCGUGAAGCAGAUGCUGCAGGAAAAGAAGUCCGCUACAUGGCGGCCGCUGAACGUGGCGGCGGAGAAGGAUCGACUGAGGCGGUCCUUGGAGGUGGCAAAGGAGAACGAGGACGACGCUGAGGUGGAGAGGAUCAAGGCGAGGCUGCAGGAGCUGGAGUCUUCACGCCAGGCUUUGGAGAAGAACUCGAAGGCGGUGAAGCUGGCGGAGAUGAACAGGAAGAACAGGGUGGAGAAUUUCAAGAACGCGUCGGAGAUGAAGCCGGUGACUAUUGGCUUGAAAGCAGGGGAGGCUGGGUACGACCCGUUUUCUAGGAGGUGGACGAGGUCGAGGAAUUAUUAUGUGGGGAAUAGUGGCGGUGGGGUGGAGGCUGAGGUGGCGGUUGAGACGAACGGUGGUGGUGGUGCUGCUUUGCCUGGUUUGGCGGCUACAGAGGCGGCGCUAGUGGCAGCAGCUGGUGCGGGGAAGUUGGUGGAUACGAUGGCUCCAGUUGAUCAAGGGACUGAAUCGAACCUGCUGCAUAACUUCGAGCUGCCGAUUUCGUUAGCUGUGCUACAGAAGUUUGGUGGGCCACAAGGAACACAGGCUGGGUUUAUGGCUAGGAAACAGAGGAUUGAAGCUACUCUUGGGGUUAAAGUUCCGGAGAAUGAUGGAAGAAGACAUGCGUUGACUUUGAGUGUCAGUGACUACAAGAGGAGGAGGGGACUUCUGUGAGUAUACCUAUCUGCAAAUUUUGCACCAUGCACCAUGCAACUUUUUUUUUUUUUUUUGUUCUCUAAUAUUUUUUUUAAUUAAUUAAUGAACUCAUGUACACUAAGCUGGAUUGGUUUGUGAUGCUUAUUAUUAACUCUUGUGUUAGCAUGUGAUGUGGUACUCAAAAUCGUGAUUUAUAUCCAUGAUUUAGUUAUGUAGAAAAAUAUUUAAUUUGCA
Messenger RNA from Erythranthe guttata (spotted monkey flower), 2440 nucleotides. It is a transcript of the gene VIP5, whose product is annotated as plus-3 domain-containing protein. Lineage: Eukaryota; Viridiplantae; Streptophyta; Magnoliopsida; Lamiales; Phrymaceae. The record is from RefSeq and is a predicted model, not a curated record. Gene Ontology annotation, cellular component: Cdc73/Paf1 complex. Gene Ontology annotation, molecular function: RNA polymerase II C-terminal domain phosphoserine binding; DNA binding.